Messenger RNA from Lachancea dasiensis, 2109 nucleotides. Lineage: Eukaryota; Fungi; Ascomycota; Saccharomycetes; Saccharomycetales; Saccharomycetaceae. The record is from the annotation of a GenBank genome assembly.
AUGGACAAGCCAACUUUAGUGCAGAAAGCAGAUUCAGGGGCUAGUAUUGCUAGCGAGGAUGACAUCGACUCUUACGUGUACGAGGAGGCCCCCGCCUAUCGAAAGUUCAUUUAUGACACGUUUUUGUGGAUUUUAAGUAACAUUUUUGACUGUUUUUUCCGGGAAAUUCGGAGUAGAGGACGUUACAAAGUCCCAACCCAGGGUCCUGUCAUAUUUGUUGCCGCUCCUCAUGCUAAUCAAUUCAUUGACCCGGUAAUACUUAUGGGUCAAGUUAAAAAGGCUGUCAAUAAGCGUGUGUCUUUUUUAGUAGCUGAAAAAUCGCUCACCAGGAAGGCCAUAGGUACCUUUGCGCGAUGCGCAAUGUCAAUUGGGGUUGGAAGAGCACAAGAUAACCUGCGGCCUGCGACAGGGAAAAUAAAGAUUAGCGAGGAUGACCCACGGAAGAUCAUAGGCCGAGGAACGAGGUUUUCCCAGGAUUUCGAGCCCCAAGGCCUUAUUGGGCUUCCUAAAUCAUUGGGAAAUGCCAUUAUUGAAUCCAUUGAGAGCGACGAAGUACUAUACAUCCGCAAGGAAUUUCGACAGUCUAAGCCUGAUGUUAAGCAAUUGUUGGAGAAAGGGACUUCCUACAAGUAUGCUCCCAAGGUUAAUCAAAAGAAGGUCUACCACCGUGUCUUUGAACAUUUGGCUCACGACCAAUGUGUUGGUAUAUUUCCAGAAGGGGGUUCCCAUGAUAGAACUGAUUUACUGCCUUUGAAGGCAGGCGUAGCGAUUAUGGCUUUAGGGUGCAUGAGUAAGCAUCCGGAAACCAAUGUUCAGAUUGUUCCCUGUGGUAUGAACUACUUCCACCCACAUAGAUUCAGAUCAAGAGCAGUAAUCGAGUUUGGUAAUCCAAUUACCAUCACUCCAGAGCUGGUGAAACAGUAUCAAGACCCAGCGAAGAAUAGGGAAGCGGUCAAAGAGCUUUUGGAUAAAAUAUCGGGUGGACUUCAGGCGGUGACAGUCACAUGCCCCGACUACGAGACUUUAAUGGUAGUACAGGCCGCUAGGAGACUGUACGCAGGCCACCUGUCUGCAAAACUUCCCCUCUCGUUAGUGAUCGAAAUGAAUAGACGAUUGGUGAAAGGGUAUCAAACUUAUAAAGAUGAUCCGAGAAUCAAGAAACUUAAAGAAGACGUUUUGAAGUAUAAUGCCAACUUACGCAGCAUCAAUAUCCCAGACCAUCAAGUUGAGUCUGCUAAGAUAAAUUUUGCGAAAAAUCUCGGCCUGCUAAUAAUGAGAUCUUUGAGACUAUCCAUUUCUCUGAUUUUGGCCCUUCCAGGCAUAAUCAUGUUUUCUCCGGUAUUUAUUGUGGCCAAGAUAAUCUCCAAGCAGAAGGCAUCUCAGGCCUUAGCUGCAUCUACCGUGAAAAUCAAGGCAAAUGACGUUAUUGCAACGUGGAAGAUUCUGAUUGGUAUGGGCUUUGCUCCUUUGCUCUACACUGUGUGGUCAAUUUUGUUGACUUAUUAUUUCAGAAAUUCGAUCACUAGAAAUAAGUUUGCAAGUUUUGUUGGUAUCUAUAUUCUUUGCACCAUCGUUACGUAUUCCGCUUUGAUUAUUGGUGACAAUGGGAUGGAUGUAUUCAAGUCGUUGAGGCCAUUAUAUUUAUCUAUCACCGAUCCCGCAAUCCUCAAGGAACUGCAAAAGCAGAGGAGGAUCUUGGAGGAGGAAAUUACCCUCAUGGUAAAUACGCUGGGCCCUGAAUUGUACCCUGGUUUUGAUGGUGUCAGUCUUUCGGAUAAGUAUAGAAACGGCUUAAUCGCAACUGAUGAGGAAGAAGAUAGGAUGACCACCGAGCUAAGACGCAGAAGGCAACUCAGAAAGCGUAAAGAGAGCGGUAAACAAAUUACAAGGCAAAGCACUGAAACUGAUGGCGAGAGUGACGCUUUGUCGUUAAUGAACAGCGACAACUCGCUGUCCAACAUACCUUUAUUUUCUAAUCUUGACAAGCGGUCCGGAUCAAUCUCUUCAAUUACAUCGAUGAGUUCUGGAUUUGAAAUCGUUGAAGACAUGAGCAAAUCUGAGGGAUUGGGCGCCAAAAUUGCUUCUACCGUUCGGGAAAAGCGCGAAUAA